UGUGUCGCAAGCUCUUCUUACACAUUACAAUUACAGCUGUAAUAAUUAUUCCAUUUCCCCUGCAAUUAUUGAUAAAAUUAUAAAUUGAAUGUUAAACGUGUAAAUAUUAUGAGAAUUUUAUUGUUGGUAUCUACAAUUGUAUUGGUGGAUUGUAAGAUUUUUACUGCUCCCAUUCUAGCUACUCUCAAGAGUAAAGAUUUACCUGAGGAUGCCACUCUCGAUUACGCUUAUAUGACUAAGAAUAGGGGAAAUGUGCCAAAAAAUGAACCUAAAGAAGUGGCAAAUGUGGAAGAGGUGGAACAGGAAGGUGAGGAGCCUGGAGUGAAAAAUGAGAUUAAGGGGAAUUUAGCCUCAAACAAUGCCCAAAGUGGUACUUUUGGCGAAAACAGUGGGAACAUGAGCAAUAACACAAACUCAAACAACACUACGACCACGAAUAAUUACCAAACAGCUGAAAAGGGUUUCAAAGAUGCUGUCCCAGUAGGAGCUAUGCAGUCAACUCCAAACAAUAAUAUUAAAAAUACCACAGAUGCUUCACAUCAUAAGGGAGAUACAUCGACAUUUGUGACGAAUAAUUUCUAUAAUCCGCCUAACAAAGUCGAUAAUACAUUAACAAUUGGUGGCCAACUGGAAUACGAAUAUUUAUGGAAAAGAAUUUACGAUAUUGAUACGAAAUUAGCGGAAUUACAUCCUGUAAUGAAAAGCGAUCAACCUGGACCUUUGAAGAGAAAAGGGCUAAUUAUUACCUUUGAUCCGGAAUCUGACCCCAAUAAUAAAACCCUGAGUGUAGAUAGUGACGGAAUACCUAAUAACGUUUAA
Theileria parva strain Muguga is the source of this 819-nucleotide messenger RNA. RefSeq lists its product as uncharacterized. The coding region runs from base 109 to 819 and encodes 236 amino acids. The record is from RefSeq and is a predicted model, not a curated record. NCBI's taxonomy places the organism in Eukaryota, Apicomplexa, Aconoidasida, Piroplasmida, Theileriidae. The transcript has 4 exons.